Molecule: messenger RNA, 1293 nt
Organism: Paramecium tetraurelia
Lineage: Eukaryota; Ciliophora; Oligohymenophorea; Peniculida; Parameciidae
Exons: 2
Source: RefSeq, a predicted model, not a curated record
AUGACAAGAGGGUUUCACGAGGAUUAGUAGUUUAAAAAAGAAUUUUUAUAAAUAGUUGAUGCUCAUGGGGGAGAGAAUUGUAGACAUUGGACAAAGGUUGCAAGAGUGUACUUUGAAACGACAGGGAUCCAAGUGAACUAAACAUACAAGUUAAGGAAGAGAUGGGAAACAUUGACUGGAUACAAGGAGAAUUUGAGUGAGGAGUAGACAAAGAUUCUGUAUGAAACUGGGAUUAAAUGCAGGGGAAACAACAAAGGAGGUUUGCAGAGUUUUACAUAGCAGACAGGAGUUAGAAUGUAUUUAGGAAGAUACACAAAAACCAUAUCGAAGUGGUUGAGAGGAGCAAUAAAACUAUUUCAGGAGAUGUACAUCCAUGAUAAGAAGACAAGAUAUAGAAGGUUGGACGAGGAUAAUUAUCGUUUAUCCUAUGUUUCUAUUCACAUAAUGUUGAGAGCCGUAGAUGUGAAUGAUAUUGGCGAUGAUCCUGUAUUCUAGGAAUUAAAAUAAUGUGCAAUAAGACUGGAGUAGUUGUUAUUGUUGCAUGCUAAAAUUCACAAAGAAUUCGAUAAGAGGGAGAACUAUGAGAAUUAUGACAUUUACAAGAAUUUCUUGAAGCGAUGGUAAUUUAGGAGAAUAAUGUUUUUUUUGGAUUAUGUUAAUGAGUUGAAACAGAUCAGCAUAAGUUAUUACAAGGAAUUGGUCAUAUUGGCUCAUCCUUUGUUGAAGAAGUCUAUAGAAUUGAAUAAGAAGACUGAAGUCUAUUAGAAGAUAAUCUUAGAAUCUGAUUGGCAAUCAAAAUAUCAAUUGUAUAACUUAUGUCAAGCAUUACAGGAGAAUUAAGAAUACUCUAUGUUGAUUAAGAAGGCAGCAAAAAAGCAGAAGGAUUAACCAGAGAAGGAGGUACAAGAGAAUGUAUAGGAUGUGGAAUAGAAUGUUUAGAAUGAUCAUGUGCUACAAGGAUAUGAUGUGGUAUCCAAGUCAGUCCAUAAGGUUUGCAAUAAAAUGGCACAUGCAAGGAUAACUCCGACCGAAAAAUAAAAGUUAAGAACCUUUCGUGGACAUUAUGUGAGACCAGGUUAAAUCAAGUCGAAGGGAUGGACUACGAUAUUGUUUGAUCAUGACUUGCCUUCGAGUUAGGAUGAAAGAGAAGUGGAGGAUUAGUAGAAUCUUAGUAAUUUGGAUAUGAAGGAACUAUCUAGAAUUUACAAUAGCAAUUUUGAUAAGGACAUUGGAAAAUUGUAGGGGAAAUAUAGGGAAAAAAAAUAGAAGAAAAAUAAACCAUACGCAUUUUGA